Molecule: messenger RNA, 4095 nt
Organism: Anopheles bellator
Lineage: Eukaryota; Metazoa; Arthropoda; Insecta; Diptera; Culicidae
Gene: Tab2
Exons: 6
Coding region: 350-2920 (856 amino acids)
Source: RefSeq, a predicted model, not a curated record
UCAAUACAACCGUAGAGACAACCCCCGCUUAUCAGCUGUCUGUUCCGCCGGGUGAUAGAUAACGCGUGUGCCGAAGUACAGCACACUCCGUGGAGCCGCCCGCAGUGCAACCUAGAAACCUGCUGCUCCUGCAUGUUCCGUGUGCGUGCGUGCGAAUGAGUGGAUAAAAGAUCCGUGGAUUUUCCGUUCCGCCCGAAAUCCGGAACGAGCUGGUUUCGAAGGCCAGGGGCCACGCGGGCACCCACACAACGGUGAGGACAGAUUGGAAGGCAGGCAGAAGAAACGCAAAUCCGUCACACCGGCCGCUCCUUUUCGAUAAAGCUGAUCAGCCCGUCGAGGAUGGCAGAGUAUGGCGACUAAUCCUUUCAAGCAAUCACCACUAUCGACACCACCGACACCGAACAGCAGUGGCAGCAACAGUAACAGCAACAGUAGCAACAGCAGUAGCAGCAGUAGUUUCCGUCCGGUUGGCCAGGAGCAGGAUUACGAUGACCACCCGGUACUCGUCUUUCCCACGGCGACGACGACGACGUAUUCAGCAGCGGCAGGAGUGUCCAGCAGCAGCAACGGCGAUACCGCCGGCAACAGUAUCCUAAAGCAACGUGCCACGUGUGCGUGCUCCAACAUCAGCAUUAUGCAGCUGUUUCACGAGAUGAAGCAGAAGUACCCUACCGUACCGGACACGGUCGUGUCGGAGCUCGUCACGCAGAACUGUCACGAUCGGCCGGCGUGCAUCGGCAAGCUGGAGGAAGCGGUCCUGGGAACGCCGGCCCAAACGACGUACCCGGCUCAGUCGAUCCACAGUGGCAGCCUGAAGCGACGCAGUGGCCAGCAGCAGCAGGAAGGGAAUGGGUUCGCCAGUGGCAGCACGGCCAGCACCAACAGCAGUAGUAGCAGCAGUAGCCGAGAGGGCAGCGUCGACGGUGCGAGAUUCGCGCUGCAACCGUUGCGUGGCGUCAGUGAUAUCAUCGGCCCCGGACAGGGGCCGUCUCCCCUACUGCGGCCUACAACGCUGGCCGUUGGAGCAUCGCCUCCCGUGCCACCGUUGCGCCCGAAUCGAAUAGCGCCGCAGUGUCCGGUCCCGGCGUUGAUGAAGCCACCCGCCCCGGAGCUGGGUGAGACAGUGAACGUGCAGCUGAACGUGACCGUGUCACCGGGGCAGCAGCGCCACAAAUCGACGAUCUCGCUCCAACCGAAACCCCCGUACUCGUGCGAGCUGGCACAGGUCACCAGUACGUUCAACAACUGUCCACCGGCUGCCGCCGGCAUUGUCACUGCGGUCAGCCCGCCAAACGCAUCGGCGGGUGGUCCUGGCGGUCAGCGUAGCUCUACCUCGGUCAAUCUGACCCUGCGCCAACCGACGGACGGUCGGCCACACUCGCCCAUCAACAUUCACGCCAGCCCGCUCAAGUAUACGGCGGAGAACUUUAACGCCGUGUCGGGCAUCCAGUCGAAGCUGGAGGUUACGUUCCGGGAUGGGUUCGGAUCGUUCAGUGCGAUGCGGGCCCACGUGCCAGGCUACAGCCAGCAGCAGCAGCAGCAGCAGCAGCAGCGGAUGCCACCGCCACCUCCACCACCGGAUGCCGUUCCUCACCACCAGCAGCACCGGAUGCCGCAGCCUCCUCAAAUCACCCGCCGUGGAAUGUCGGUCGAGGUGUCCGGUGGCCCAGAGCGCAAUAGCUUCUGGCAGCAGCCCCCAUCGUCGUCGUCGGGUCAGCCGGGCUCGCCACUAUCAGCGUCCAGGUUCCUUUCGUCGCGGGACACUCUGGCGGCACUGAUGCGAGGUGACCGCCCGGCCACCGCCGCUGAGAACGAUGGACUGGCGAAGCAACUACGCCAUCAGAACUUUAUUGUGGCAGAACUGGCCGUCUCGCAGCAGCUGGAGCAGAAGCAGCGGCUCGAAAAGGAGGUCGAGGAGAAGCGGAUGCAGUUCGAGCGGAUCUGCCGGGAGAUCUACGUGCUGCAGAAGCCACUGCGCAGCAUCGACGCCGAGUUGCUCGAUCGCGAGGUGUUGCUGCUGUCGGCGGAAGUUGAGUUGCUGCAGAAGGCGGUAGACUCGUGCGACGAUGAGGAGGAAGCAGCCCUAGCGGCCGUCGCGGCCAGCAACAGUGGACCGGUCAUUUCCGAUGGGCUGCGAGCACUCGGUGAUGACAGUGGAUCUCCAAUGUUUCCUCCGGCGACCACUUCGGCCGUGUUUAAUCGUCCUCCGCGUCCACCGCGGCCGCCACCGCCACGGGUCGCGGGUCAGUCUCCGUGCCCGAGCGUUGCCGGUAGCCUAACGCCCGGGACACCCCACGGUAGCCUCGGCCACGGCGGUUUCCCACCCGGGUACCCGGGAGUGUCAUCCGCAUCCUCGUCCUCGUCCUCGCCCUGCUCAACGUCUUCCUCAUUCACGUCGAACGGUGGUGGCGGCGGUGGGCCGAGCAGCAACCAGCAUCAUCCGGCCACCUCGACUCUCAACCAGCCGUGGACUUGCAGCCUUUGUACAUUCCAAAACCACGAACUGUUGCCCGCGUGUGAAGUCUGCUCGCUGCCGAAAGCAUCCGGUACUCGAUCGUUGGUCACGAAUGGUGCUGUCGGUGCCGGUGCACCGCGGCCCGCGGAUGACGGUGGAGAUGUUGGCGGCCUCGGUGCUAUGCUGCGACGCCAGCACCUGUCGGUGGAUGCUGGCGUUGCGGCGGCUGCUGCUGCUGCGGCUGCUGUGGUCGGAGCCUCGGUUGGACCCUCGACGGCACCGCCGGCAUACCCUGGGACCGACCUGGCCGCUGUACCUCCGGCGUUUAUCGUGGCCACGCCCGUGGGUUCCUCUGCCCCACCGUCGACGACCUCAGCGCAACAGUCGCAGCAGCAGCAACAGCAUCAACCGAGCCCACCACCGUUGCAGAAUGCUCAGUAUCAGAAAUCAUCCAUCGAAUGCUAAAACCAGCUUCUUCCAACUACUAACCCCCGGGCGGGACCGGGAAUCGGAUCGGAAAACCCGAACCAAACCCAAGAGAAGAACAUCGCCACUUGUGCAUGAUCACGAGUUUGCCUACGAAAGCCGAACACCGAUUCUCCGAUUGGCAACGUGGCCGCGCAAAGUGUGCGUGCGCGUGUGUUUGCAUGCGGCUAAAUGUGUGUUUUAACUUCUCUAGUGUUUGCCUGCUUCGUUCAUUUACCCCUCUUUCUCUCUCUCUUAUCGCUCUUAUCGAUCCGAGAAGCUUCUUCGGAGAUUGCAAUGACGGGGAUGCACACAUUCCACGAUCUUUUCUAGGCUUUGGCUUGAAAUUAGGUUCAACAAGUUGCUUGCGCGUCGGUCGGUGCUGCUGAUCGCCGAUUUGCCGAGUGUCCUUUUUCGAACUGGUAAAAAUGUGAUACAAUGACUAAAGUGAUUCGAAAGGGUGAAGGUCGCUCCGGACCGAUUCUUUCCACCACCACCACAUUGUUUCAGGGAACAAACGUACACGAAACGUUUAUUGUAGAUUGUAAGUGCGCAGCGUGUCAGCGUGUUGUAGGGUAAACGAAUACAAAAAAAGAUGUUUGUAAUCGGUGCGCGCCACAAAGCAUAAAUCAUGAUCAUACCACAGCAGGAACGAUAAUACACUAGUGAGUAAAGUAGGAUAGGAAAGGUGUAGACUAAGCGACCCACAUACGGGUCGGCGUAACAUUUAAAGCCCUACCACAGGACCAUAACGAAUGAUCAUACACAGCGGGAAGCUCGUCGUCGAUACAGUUAUUAGCCAGCACAGUAAAACCGCGCCGUGGUUUAGGGGAGCUAUGGUACCGUCGGCCGACACCACCGACCGACCAAAAUGAGAACACAACCACGCGAGCUGAUUACAAGCGGUGUUUUGCGACUGAACCGUUAUCACGCACGCGGUACGAUUAAAAAUAGAUUAUCGCACACAGGAGGAUCACAGGCCCCAGAGAGAGAGAGAGAGAGAGAGAGAGGACACAAGCACAUCGCGUCACGGCAUCAACGAGACGCGUCGCGGUCUGUCAUGUGCCGUUUGAUGCCGUGUCCAUCAGUGUGGCGGUGCUCCGCCGCCGUGCCGCUUCCUGUGGGCGAAUGCAAUUCCAAGACCGCUGCGCGCCCCGGUGCAUUGCGAUAAAAGU